AUGAGUCUCAAUCCAAAAUUUGAUGCGUUACAUUUCCCUCUUCUAUUUCCAUAUGGAGAGGAUGGUUAUCAUCCACUCAUCAAAUACAGGUCAGCUUUCUGCCCGCCUUCUAUGAGGAGGCAGUUUGUUACUCAGCGAGAGUACUAUGCAUUCAGGCUUCAGUAUCGCAAUGGCGAAGGACACACAAUUGUUCAGGCUGGGAAAGCUCUUCAGCAUUUUUGUAUCGACGCUUACUCAUCGAUAGAACUAAACAGGCUGGCUUUUCUGUGCUGUCAUCAGCCACGGCUUACAGCGGAGGUUUAUCAAGGAGAUAAAAUGGGCCAUAUUGUACUCCCGGGCACCUACAUAGGCAGCCCGCGAUAUAUGCAACAAUUGUACCAUGAUGCUAUGGCAGUGGUCGAAUUCUUUGGAAACCCUGAUUUAUUCAUCACAUUCACCUAUAAACCAAUGGUGAUUUCAAGGGUCUUCCACGCUAAGCUAAGCAUUCUCAUAGACGACAUUAAGAAAAACUCCUACUUUGGGAAAACAAUUGCAACCAAAAUUCCAGACCCUCAACAAGAUCUAGUUGGAUAUGAAGCUGUCUGUAAAUUCAUGUUGCACGGGCCAUGCGGUGAAGCAAAUACAAAUGCACCAUGUGUCAAGGGCAAAUGUUCCAAACAAUUCCCAAAGGAGUUCCACUCAGCCACAACAUUUGACAAGUUCGGAAAUGUAGUCUAUAGAAGAUCAAACACUGGCGUCGAGGUUCAAAAGGGAAGUGUAGUACUUGACAAUCGACAUGUUGUUCCAUACAACAGGAAUUUGCUGGUCAAAAUGCAGGCUCAUAUAAAUGUUGAGGUAUGUCACAAAGGUAAACUUAUCAAGUAUCUCUUUAAAUAUGUGACAAAAGGGCCGGACAGACAGUCCAAUGUGCGAAAUGUUUUGGGGAAUCCUAAUGUCGGAAAAACACACUUGACAGAAUGGUUUGCUCUUAAUCGCAGGGAUCCUCAGGCAAGAGUCCUGACAUAUGCACAGAUACCAAAUAAUUACACCUGGCUUCCUGAUUGCAAAGAAUGGAACCCUCGCAAAAAAGGAUUUGCGAUAGGGAGGGUUGCAUAUGUUCCGCCAGGUUCUGGCGACGUAUUUUUCCUCCGAAUGAUGCUCACAAAAGUCCGUGGCGCUCUCAAUUAUGCUCAUCUCAGAACUUUCAAUGGAGAACUGUGUCCAGAUUUUGAAAAAGCUUGUGAAAAACUUGGUCUGUUAUCAGAUACUUCAUAA
Linum tenue is the source of this 1254-nucleotide messenger RNA. The record is from the annotation of a GenBank genome assembly. NCBI's taxonomy places the organism in Eukaryota, Viridiplantae, Streptophyta, Magnoliopsida, Malpighiales, Linaceae.